Messenger RNA from Purpureocillium takamizusanense, 1667 nucleotides. RefSeq lists its product as uncharacterized. NCBI's taxonomy places the organism in Eukaryota, Fungi, Ascomycota, Sordariomycetes, Hypocreales, Ophiocordycipitaceae. The transcript has 2 exons. The coding region runs from base 479 to 1363 and encodes 294 amino acids. The record is from RefSeq and is a predicted model, not a curated record.
CGUUUUUUUGCUCCCUUUCUUCCCCUGGUCAACAAGCCUUCGAAAGCGCCUCCUUUGACUUCAUCGCCUUUUCCGCCCCUCGUGCGUCCGCCCAUCUUCGUCUCUCGCUUCUUGUUGCUUCCAGACCUUCGCUUCGUCUCCCGUCGCUUCCGCUCGCUCGAUCCCGUUCUCCGGCGACCCGUUGGCCUCGAGACGUCCACGCCCCCCCGUCCCGUCUUCUCCCGCUCCGUGCUUUUUCUUGACUCUACCCAAGCAAAGGCCGGCCGCCACGACAGCGCCGCCAAAGGGGGAGACGUUUCACUCGGACCAACUGUCGCCGUUCGUUUUGACUCGCCCUCGAUCCCAUCAUCGCGACCCUGCGAUAGAGCCAUCUCUUCCAUUCGCAUCUCCCCCGGACCCGACCGUCGUUUGAUUGACGGGUUUCGCCUCGAAUUUGGUGCACGUCUUCCCUGCCCUUCGCCGUCGAGCCUUCAUCACCAUGCGUCCCGCCCCGGCCCUGCUGCAACUGGCCGUGUGCCUGUCGUCCGUCACUCCGUUCGCUGCUGGCUCAGCAUGGCCUGGCUGGCUGCCUGACAAGGCCGCUCUCGUCGUCCGUGCUGAUUCCGCCGCGACUCAGACAGCAACUGCUACCGGUGACUCUGCCACGAAGACGGGCAGCCCGUCAGCAAGCCAGACUGAUGGGGGUCAAGGGAAGGACCUCAACACGGCGGAGCCUACACAGUCCGGCGAGACUGCCUCUGAGACCGGCACGCAGACCGGCAAGAAGACUGGAAAGGGGACCGGCAAGGCGACCGGCACCAAGACAAGCAAGGGCGACACUCACGAAACGUUUGCGCCCGACUCGCCACCGGGCGGCGUCAGUAUGCUCACCCCGGCUCCGAACCUGCAACCAACGCCUCUGUAUAAGAUCGGAGACGACGUCACCUGGAGCUGGAACUACACCUCCCUGCAAGGGACCCCGACUGCCAUCGAUGUGCUCGUCAGCUGCUCCGCUGCCAGCAACACAUGGACGCUCACGAGCAACAUGACCUUUGAGACAUCGGUCAACUACGUCUGGGGGACCAAGAAGCAAGCCGAAUCGGCCCAGAACCCUCUUCUGACUGAAAUGUACACGCUCAUCGUCAAGGACUCGGAGACCCAAAUUACUUCAGCUCCGGAGCCUGGAUACUUGGGUACAUGGCAGCAGUUCAGGUUCGGCCUGUACUCCGCCCAGCCGUAUGUUCCCUACAGCGAGUGGAAGUGCACCGGCUGCAGCGACGGCGCUUCCCUGUUCGACAGACAGGCUCUCGGCCUCGCCGUGUCGAUGAGCGUCGUCACGUUUCUGAGUUUCACGUGGUUCGUCGCCGGCCUGGGACUCCAUUGAUCAGGGUGCGGCACGGCCAAGUCGACGAGCAUGUCUCCGGGGGGCGAGACGACACUUUUGCAAUACUAAUUAAGGGCGGUCAUUCUUGGGGCGUUGUUAUCGCGUACGGCUGGUCAUCUUACUGGGGUCUUAUUUUUAUUUUAUUUUUUUGGCCAUAGCAUUCAUUGGUUGCACCGCAAAGGAACAUAUUGGACAUGGCCCCUGUUGCCUGACUUGAAAUUGGCGAUGAUUGUAUUGGCGUGGACAUGGGGGAGAUUUACGAGUACGUAGUACAAAGCCGUUUUUAAUGAUGUAUGUGCAGUGG